ACACGUUUCCCGUCAUCCACUUGGCUACCCGGCUCGUAGUCAAGCGUCGUACGCCGUACGGUGCGUAUCGUGUUUGGUUAUGUAUGUUACGUUUAGUACCGCGAACGAGCCGGCCCGUAACCGUUUCCUCGAUUAUUUGCGCGUUCGAUAAACGUGUGUAUAUAUUUGUUGUGUGCGCGCGCGAGAAAAAGAAAGAGAGAGAGAGGGAGAGAGAUAGAGAGAGAGAGAGAGAAGGAGAAUCCUUCGAAGGUAGUGCUCUCCAUCGACAAGUGUUUCCCCUCGUUGUCCUGUGAGAGAGAAAGAAGGGGAUUGAGAAAGAGAGAGAGAGAUAGAGAGAGAGAGGGAGAGAGUGUGCGAGAUAGUAUCUCGUGCCAAGGUGUAUAUAACGAAAUUCACGAAAGCAUUAAAUCGAACGAUUUUACUGAAAAACACUUGGAUAUAUAAUAGAAUCGAAGAAAUACGAAGACGAGAUUUGUUUGGUUAUCCGACAGUUAGGUGACUACUCUCGAAAACUUGGGAUUACGAGGAUAGUGCGAGAGAAAAGGGGAAAACGAGGAAGAGGGAAGAAGAGAAAGGAGAGGAAGAGGGUGAGGGUGAGGGUGAGGGAGGGAGCAACGACGUUGUGAUUUAUUUCUUGCCAUCGAGGAGAAAAGAAGGCAGUGCAACGUAAGUUAAAAGUUUUCGUGAAGGACCAAAAGGAAGAAGAAAAGGAAAAAAGGAAGGAAGAAAGAAAGAAAGAAAGAAAGAAAGGGAGAAGGAAGGAAAAUAAAAGCGUGAAUAGAGAAAGAGAAAUAUCAAAGACACGGAGUGUUUUAUAAGAGUGAGAUAUUUUAUUACAGCGUAUCGCGAGUUAAAAAGAGAAGGAGGAAGAGGUGGUGGAGAAAGAGGAGGUGGAGAAAGAGGAGGUGGAAGAGGAGGAGUAAAAAAAGAGAAGAAGAAGAAGAAGCUUAUAUAUCCGAAAAAGAGAGAGAGGUAUAAUGUAUUGUGUUGCGUUUUAACGAUCUAUCGAGACUAAAAGAGAAAAUCUAGUUGAUAUUAGAAAGGAGAAGGAGAAGCUGGUGGAGGAAGAAGGAAGUGGAAAAGAAGAAGAAAAAGAAGAAGAAAAAAGUUGAAGGAAUAGAAUCAGGAAGAGUAUAAAGGAACGAAAUAGCUAAUGGAAUUCAUUGAUGAUUUUCAAGAUGAUGUUAGGAGGAUUCGAACUGGAUAAUGGAGCACAUGAAGUGACCAUAGAAGAGGGACACUUCGUAAACGUGUGACUUGUGAAAAAUUAGCCGAGAACAAUUAAGAUGUACCCCGCGCCGGCGAGACACCCAGCCGCUCCCGGCGGCGGAGGAAGCGGCGGGGCUGCGGGAGGGCUGAAAUUCACGGUGGCCGACACUUGUGAAAGGAUCAAAGAGGAAUUCAAUUUCAUCCAGCAACAGUACCAUUCGUUAAAACUCGAAUGCGAAAAGCUGGCCAGCGAGAAGACCGAAAUGCAGAGGCAUUAUGUCAUGGUAAGACACUUUUACUACGAGAUGUCGUAUGGCCUCAACGUGGAGAUGCAUAAACAGACGGAGAUUGCUAAGAGGCUGAACGCGAUAAUCGUACAAUUAUUACCCUUUUUGGCGCAAGAGCAUGGCUUACAGCAUCAGCAGCAGGUGGCGAACGCUGUGGAGAGAGCGAAACAAGUUACCAUGUCCGAGCUGAACGCGAUCAUUGGGCAACAACAACAACAAGGACUCCAGCAGUUGUUGCAACAAAUUCAUGCGCAACAACUGCCUCAUGGUGCGGUAGUUGGUGGACUUCCACCUGGUGGGUUGUUGGGUUUCGCGGGUGCGGCAGCCGCAGCGGCUGCCGCAGGAGUGCCUCCUCAUCUGGCCCCACCGGCCCAUCCAGCGGCUGCGGCCGCAGCGGUUCAGGCACAGGCUCAGGCCCUUCUUAAGCCUGCGGAUUUGCAGCAACAUCGUGCCGCUGCGGAAACGCCCGAAGAUCGUAAACCGAUUGCACUAACCGAUGAGAGACUUCGACAAUCGGUUUCGCCUCCUGAAAAGUUUCGUACUCGCACGCCUGACCUUGAAAGUGAUCCCAAAAGGCGGAAGGAAGAAAAGCUCGGUCACGAUAGCGACGGCGAGAAAAGCGAUCAGGACUUAGUCGUUGACGUGGCGAACGAGGAAGGAUCGUCGCCGCAUGCAAAUGGCGAGCAUUCGGAUCCCCGAGAAAAUGGUACCCUAGAGAAACAUGGUGCACCGGGUCACAUCGGUGGACCAGCUUCAGGAGUAGGUUCGACCUCGGUCAAGGACAGGCCACCUUCGCGAAGCGGAAGUUCUUCCGCUCGUAGUACGCCGUCUCUGAAAAGUAAAGAUAACAUCGCGGAACUAACAAUUCAGGUCGACAAACCGGGUACACCUGUGGCGGCGGCGAGGGGCUCGCGCAGUUGUACGCCAACUAUGGGCGGCAUCCCUGGGCCCUUGGCAUCGCGGGUCUAUCAUCCGCCAUCGUCGCAGCAAACGCCACCACAGGGUUAUCAGGGCUUGCCAUCCCGCGGCAAUGAGCCGUCGCAGUCGCCCUCGCCCUACAACAACUUGCCCUACGCCAGACCAUCCAUGGUGACUUUCGAUCCCAUCAAUCUCCUCGGUUUCGACGGUCACGUGAGGAUACCCUCGAGUAACGGAUUGAGCAGCAUUCCGGGUGGCAAACCAGCGUACUCCUUCCAUAUGAACGGCGAGGGCCAACUGCAACCAGUAUCUUUCCCCACGGAUGCUCUCACAGGACCCGGUAUACCUCGUCACGCGCGUCAGAUCAACACUUUGACUCACGGUGAGGUCGUAUGCGCGGUCACGAUCUCGAAUCCAACAAAAUACGUUUACACCGGUGGCAAAGGUUGCGUCAAAGUCUGGGACAUUGGUCAAGGCAGCAGUAUUAGCGCUAAACCUGUCUCGCAAUUGGACUGUUUGCAGCGCGACAAUUACAUCAGGUCGGUAAAGUUACUUCCAGACGGUAGAACGUUGAUAGUAGGCGGUGAGGCGAGUCAACUGAGUAUCUGGGACCUGGCCAGCCCAACGCCGAGGAUCAAGGCCGAGUUGACCUCCUCAGCGCCAGCCUGUUACGCCUUGGCCAUCUCGCCGGAUUCGAAGGUCUGUUUCAGUUGCUGCAGCGACGGUAAUAUCGCCGUCUGGGAUCUCCAGAAUCAAACGUUGGUCAGACAGUUCCAAGGGCAUACGGACGGAGCUUCUUGCAUCGACAUAUCGGCCGACGGCUCGAAACUCUGGACCGGUGGCCUCGACAAUACCGUAAGAUCGUGGGAUCUACGAGAAGGAAGGCAACUUCAGCAACACGAUUUCACAUCUCAGAUAUUCUCAUUGGGAUACUGUCCUACCGGCGAAUGGCUAGCUGUUGGCAUGGAGAACUCUAACGUCGAAGUUCUACAUGCCACAAAGUUGGACAAAUAUCAGUUACAUCUGCACGAGUCCUGCGUUCUAUCCCUUCGUUUUGCUUCAUGCGGCAAGUGGUUCGUUUCCACUGGCAAGGACAAUCUGCUCAACGCCUGGCGCACGCCUUACGGCGCCUCGAUAUUUCAAUCGAAGGAAUCCUCGUCGGUUCUGAGCUGCGACAUUUCUGCCGACGACAAGUACAUUGUGACUGGAUCCGGCGACAAGAAGGCCACUGUCUACGAAGUGAUUUACUACUAGACGUAUGUCUCCCGGCAAGAACCUACAUUUUCUCUCUUCGUUACGGCUCGAACUACACCGGUAUCCUCUGUUCCCUUUCGUUUCUUUUCUUUUAUUUUCCUUUCCUUUCCUUUCCUUUCUUCCCUUCUCUUCUCUUCUCCUCCUCCAUCUCUAACACUAUCUCACCACCGCUAACUUCUAUUCCUCUUUCACUUCCUCCUCCUCCUCCUUCUCCUCCUUCUCCUUCUCCUUCUCCACUUCCUCCUACGCUUCCUCAACGUCCUUCCACCUCUUCUUCUUCUUCUUUUUCUUCUUCUUCUUCUUCUUCUUCUUCCUUUUCUUCUAUCAGUUUCCUUCUAUCAUCGAAAGAAGAAACACGUCGCAAGUGAGAAAGUUUUAGAAGCCUUAGGAAAACUAGACUGUUACUACUGUGUAUAUAUAUAUAAGAAUCUAUAUUGCGAUAGAGAAACAAUGUUUAAAGAGGAGAUAUACUCAAUGUAUAAUGUGAUACGAAGUCUCUCUCGAAGUAUGUGUGUCUGCGAACGUAUAAAACGCGUGCGUGCAUGACCCAACCGUGUGAGAGUAUACUUUAUGCAGAUGUGAUUAUACCUAGAAAACGAACUCCUGUCGCGCGUGUACAACGACGAUAAAACGUGUUAAAUAGAACGUUUCUGAGCGGUUCACGUGUCCGUGAAGUAAAAGACACAAAACAUUCUUGCGAGUGACGAACGAUACGUUGAAAAUAUAUGAUUUUAUAUAGAGAUACGUAAAAUAAUAGAGAAAGAGUGAGAAAGAGAGAGAGAGAGAGAGAUCGAUACAUAUAUAUAUAUACAUAUAUAUAUAUAUAUAUAUAUAUAUAUGUAUAUAUAUAUAUAUAUACACACACGCGCCCAAAUCGGACGGCCAAUUUAAAGGUGACGAAUCUAUAAUCUACCUACGAAAAUUGCAUUACGCUUUCAGCCGUUAAUACGACGAUAUAAUUGUAAAAAUCGUUUCCAAUGACUUUUACAACUUUUACAGUCACUAAUAACGUUAAGAAUGAUGAUUUGCGAAAUCAGUGUAUGAUGGCAAUCGGUGAUUAAACGCGUUUCACUUUA
This is a messenger RNA of Vespa mandarinia (Asian giant hornet), 4744 nucleotides long. It is a transcript of the gene gro, whose product is annotated as TLE family member transcriptional corepressor groucho. Gene Ontology annotation, biological process: negative regulation of canonical Wnt signaling pathway; regulation of DNA-templated transcription. The record is from RefSeq and is a predicted model, not a curated record. Gene Ontology annotation, molecular function: transcription corepressor activity; protein binding. Gene Ontology annotation, cellular component: transcription regulator complex; nucleus. Lineage: Eukaryota; Metazoa; Arthropoda; Insecta; Hymenoptera; Vespidae.